GAGUGAAAAUUAAUUUGGCAACUAACCUUUUGAGUAAAACGCUAUUUGGACAGAAUUUCUUUAUCUUUCUGGGAGGUGGGGUGAUUUAAGAAGCUUUUAAAAUAAGGUUUCAGAUUUUCACUCCUUUCCAGUAAAAUAUCAGGCGAGAUAAGCUUAGGCCUAACCUUACCUAUUUUUUUCACUGAAGUUCUAGUUGUUUGAGAUUUUUUUUUUUUUUUUGUUUACAUUUGACAAUUCUUCACCUCAUGUAAUGUUGUUUCAGAUCAUUAUUCCAUACUAUAUUAAUUCAUAUUAAGAUACUGUGUGUGUGUGUGUGUGUGUGUGUUCUGUUGCAGCUUACAGCUCAUUCAAGUGCCACCAGUGUGUUUUUGAAGUAUUUUGUCUUUCUAUUUCUUCUUUCUUCUGAGGAUGUUUCACUUAAUCGAGUUCCUGAUCAACAAAACGGUAGCAGUGGUGCCACAAACGUGGUGCAGAGAUGGAGUUGUCUAUUGGCCAAACUACAGAAAUGAUGAAAGAGUAAACAGGGCAGUGAAAAAUUCGGAGGAGCCUGGACCUGACUGGAAAACAUAUGAUGUCAGAGUUAUUAAAACAUAUGACUACUUUGAGGCACAACGACUCUUAAAGAAAUCUCUGAUGUGUAACACAUCAGAUCUACAGUCUGAAGAGGAAGAGGAGGAGAUUAGACCAAAGAGAAGGCCAAAGCCAAUUCAUUUCUUUGGAGACACAGAUGAUGACAGUGAGGAGGAAGGUCAUCCUCAUAAAAAGAGAGCCAGGGGUCCAGCCAAACUCUUAACCGAACCACCAGCUCCUGUUAUAUCAACACCACCUUUUAUCCCAAGUAGCGGCACAGCUGCUCCUCCUCCACUCACUUCACCACCUCACUGUGCACAGAGACCAGCAGAAGAGCAAACCCCUUCUACAAGAAAGGUCUACAGACCAACCUGGCGGGGGGGAAGAUGUGGAUCAGACAGUAUCACCUGCUCUGCUGCAGAAGUCUACAUUAUGAGUUUACUGGAAUUAGUAAAACAUCAGCAGGAGCAAAUAAUUGCUAAAGUAAAUUAUUUGAUGAGCAAGUUGAACCCAGCAGGCCAAGACAUGGAAAUGCCUGACAACCCAGUAGAUUUUCCAUUAACAUCAAUGGAGGAAGUGGAGAAUUUUGAGGAGUGGCUCAGAAAUCCCGCAAAUAAUCAAAUAAAGUUGAGUGUGAUUUCUUCUCUUGCAACUAUUGGGGGCCAUGACACAAAACAUGUCACAUGGAACAUCCUUUCCCGCAUGUUCCGUGAUGAUGUUGGGAGGAGGAUCAACUGGAAGGGUGUGAAUGGUAAAAAAGCAUUCAACCAGAUGGAGUCCAAGAAGUUCCUCCUGUGUGCUGUGAGAAAGAGCCAUGCAUCACGUGCCGCCACAGAUGAUGAAAUUGUAAAACACACAAUACGGUGGUUCAGCCUGGCAGCUGAUAGGGGAAGCUCAAGGAACCGCCCCACUGUGAGCACCCAACAGUAGAGUUUUUCCAGAGUUUUAUUGUUAACUUCAGUUUUGAAGUGUUCAUUUAAAAUUGCAACAGUUACAAUAAAAUGAAAGUACAAGAUUACUAUUUUAAAUAAAUGUUUUUUUUAUUCUUUUUGUUUCUAUUCAAAUAAUAUGUUUCUAUUUUUCUAUUCAAAGAAUAUAAAAAAAAAAAUCCAGUUUCUGCAAAAAAAAAAAAAAAAAGCAGUACAACUGUUAACAAAAAAAUGUUGCUCAAAUAUUUACUCUUCUUAAUGUUGUAAAGUCUUAUUUUUCAUUAAAUAAAAAUGUUUCUGGUACAAUU
Ctenopharyngodon idella (grass carp) is the source of this 1807-nucleotide messenger RNA. RefSeq lists its product as uncharacterized. The transcript has 7 exons. The record is from RefSeq and is a predicted model, not a curated record. The coding region runs from base 409 to 1500 and encodes 363 amino acids. NCBI's taxonomy places the organism in Eukaryota, Metazoa, Chordata, Actinopteri, Cypriniformes, Xenocyprididae.